CAGGAACAGGAGCAGGUUGAGGAGUCUCACAGCGAUGCGCCACUUUAACGCAGCACUUGCACUCCGCUAAACACCGGGCUGGGACACCGGGGGGGUAGAGGGAGCUGGUGAGGGAGCUGGUGGUGAGGAACCUGUGUGUGUGAUGGAGCUGUGUGGAGCUGCAGCUGUGCUGCUCUUCAUGAUGAGGGUGUGUUGGGGCUCGGAGCUGCAUGUGGAGGUGAGAGCUGAUACACCUGUCAGAAAACUCACACACUUCUGGAGGAGCACCGGCUUCUGCCCUCCACAGCCACACACCAGUGCUCACCUGUAUGACCUGAGUAAAGACCAGCAGCUGAACCUGGCGCUGAUCGGCUCUGUGCCACACGCAGGCCUGCAGCAGGUGAGGAUCCACUGGCUGCUGGAGCUGCUUUCUGCACGGAUUAUAAAUGGUGAAUAUCACUACAACUUCACGUACCUGGAUGAGCUGAUGGAGCUGCUGUGGCAGAACGGCCUGCAGCCCGGCUUCGAGCUGAUGGGCAGCGUCAACAACACCUUCAGUGACUUUGAGAACAAAACCCAGGUGUCUGAUUGGAAGCGACUGGUUUACCUCAUAGCUCAGAGAUACAUUGAGAAGUACGGCUUGGACAUCAUCUCCCAGUGGAACUUCGAGACAUGGAACGAGCCGAACAAUCACGACUUCGACAACGUCACCAUGACGAUCCAGGGGUUCCUGAAUUACUACGAUGCGUGUUUAGCCGGUCUGCGUGAUGCGAGUGUGUAUCUGAAGCUCGGUGGUCCGGGGGACUCAUGUCACACUCCUCCUCACUCUCCGUACUGCUGGGCCUUACUGCAGCACUGCCACGACACACACAGCCUCCACUACAUCGCCCUGCACAAGAAGGGUGGAGGUGGUACAUUCCCAAUCCUGCAGCAGUUGAUUGACACGGUGCAGGAGAUCCAGCAGCGGUUCCCUCUGUUUCGUUCACUUCCUGUUUAUAACGACGAGGCCGAUCCACUUGUCGGCUGGAACAAACCGCUUGUGUGGCGCGCUGAUGUCACCUACGCUGCCAUGGUGAUCAAGGUGAUCUCUCAGCACCAGGACCUGCUCAUCGCUGACGUGAACAACACCAUCAACUUCACGCUGCUGAGCAACGACAACGCGUUCCUGAGUUACUAUCCGCACCAGUUCACCCAGCGCACGCUAACCGCCCGCUUCCAAAUCAACAACACGCACACGCCUCAUGUCCAGCUCAUACGCAAACCCGUCCUCACCGCCAUGGGCCUGCUCGCGCUGCUAGGUGAGCAGCAGGUGAAGGUUACCAUGGUGACACGAGAGCCGCAGGAAGAGAGUUCAGUGGGCGUGCUGGCGAGCGUCCACACACCCCGACUCUCUCACGCUCGCACGCGCACUGCUGACAGCUGGCAGAGCAGCGUCCUCCUGUACAACUGCCGAGACAACAGCACCUCCAACGACUCGGACACCGUCACACUGAACAUCACCGGAGCCCCCACACACACCGAUGUGAUGUAUGUGAUGCGCUACAUGGACAACGCUGUCAGUAACCCGUAUGAAGUGUGGAGGCAGAUGGGCGGCCCAGAUUACCCCACCCUGCAACAGCUCACACAGCUCAGGGCUCAAGAGGACGCUCAGACGGCCGGCCCCAUCCCACUUCCUGCUCAGGGAGUUCUGUCUCUGAGUGUGAAGCUUCCUGUUCCCUCUAUACUGCUCAUCCACUUGUGUGCUCGGCCCACGCACACACCUGGACAAGUGAACGGUUUGCGUUUCGUCUCCAUCACUAAAGGCCAGGUCCUGAUCGUGUGGAAAGACCGUGACAUCAGCACCAAGUGUGUGAAGACGUACGAGGUGGAGUUCUCUCAGGAUGGAGUUGCGUUUCAGAGGAUCAAUUUCAGAGACACCGUGUUCACCUCUCACACCUUCUCACCAGAGAGCCGGGAUGUGUGCGGAUCGUACAGAGUGAGAGCCGUGGACUUCUGGGGACGAGCGGGACGAUAUUCCCCUACGGAGAGAUACACAGGGUUCUGCUGACACGGGGACACAGACUCCAUCACAACACUCAGUUUUUCAGUUUAGAUUUUGUUCACAAUGUGUUUUAGAUAUAAAUGAGUUUUAUAAUCGUGUUAAAUGCUCAGUCAUUGAGAUUACUUUCCAGAACAUUCCUUGUAUUUCUGUGAGCCGUCAGGUGGUUCCGCUGGUGGAUAUUUACGGGGCCGCUGUGGAGUAAGCAGGGUGAGGUUUUGUUUUCAGUUGGGUUUCUUUGUUUGUUUUGUAAACAAUAUUACAGGAAAACAGCUGGAUCAAUCUUCAUGAAACUUCCAGGAUCGAUGGUCAUUGGUCUCCGAUAGAAUCUCAAACAGUUUGAGCAGGCCUAUUCAAAUAGCGGCCCGGGGCCGAAAUUGGCCCGAUUGAAAUUUAAUCCGGCCCGCGGCAGAUUUUUUAAAACAAAACAAAAAAACAUAUCUACGUAUCUGCCGCGGUGCACAGUUUUCUCUACCGCUCUGGCACAGACCAGAGUACAGGUCGUCUCCAUGGUGACACAAACUCAUUCUCGCGAUGUGACACUCCAUGCAGCUCCAGCAGUGGCAACAUGGCGCUGUCCAAGCAACAUCGCAAAGUUGACAGAGAAAACCGUAAAUUUCAAAGCGAAUGGACUGAAAAGUACUUAUUUACUUUGCAAACUACGGCAAGCGAUAGACCUGUGUGUUUAUUGUGCAAUGAAUCCGUAGCCAAAGAGUACAACGUGAAGAGACAUUUUACAACAAACACGCUUCAUUUUCUGAGCAAUACCGAGAGGGCUCUGAGGAGAGACGAAGGAGAAUAGACAGACUGGUAGCUUCUUUUGAACAAAGCCAGCGUGCAAUUGGUGGCUUUUGCACAGAACAAGAGAGCUUUUAUUGCAUCUGUCUGAGUGGCGUGGAUACUGACAAGAAAAAAGAGACCCUUCACCGAGUCGGAGACUAUUAAAGACGGCAUGCUGGCGGUUGUUGACGAAAUGAUUGUUGACCAAAAAAUGAAAGACAACGUGUCCUCAUCUAUUAAAAAAGUACCAUUUUUCAUUAUAUUUCAUAAUAAAGGAAAAGAAUAAUGUACCCUA
Molecule: messenger RNA, 3092 nt
Organism: Neoarius graeffei (lesser salmon catfish)
Lineage: Eukaryota; Metazoa; Chordata; Actinopteri; Siluriformes; Ariidae
Gene: idua
Product: alpha-L-iduronidase
Exons: 15
Coding region: 143-2026 (627 amino acids)
Biological process (GO): carbohydrate metabolic process
Molecular function (GO): L-iduronidase activity; protein binding
Source: RefSeq, a predicted model, not a curated record